Labeo rohita (rohu) is the source of this 5066-nucleotide messenger RNA. It is a transcript of the gene pwwp2a, whose product is annotated as PWWP domain containing 2A. The record is from RefSeq and is a predicted model, not a curated record. Gene Ontology annotation, cellular component: nucleus. Gene Ontology annotation, molecular function: histone binding; chromatin binding. NCBI's taxonomy places the organism in Eukaryota, Metazoa, Chordata, Actinopteri, Cypriniformes, Cyprinidae. The coding region runs from base 7 to 3009 and encodes 1000 amino acids. The transcript is spliced from 2 exons.
AAGAAAAUGGCGGCCGUGGCUGCGGAGCCAGGAGCUGCUGCGGCAUCAACAACAGCGGGGGACGGGGUGGAAUACGAACCCGAGCCAGGAGAGCAUGUGGUCGACCUAGAGGCGCACUCCGUCCCGGAAAUGGAGCUUUGUCACCAACCCGACGAUGUGGAUGCAGUUCAGGAAUGCAGCCAGGUCCAAAUGGAAAUCAGAAGGCCGGACCUUCAAGCCGCGGGAAAAGCCCUCGCUGCCCAUGCGGACGGUGAGCGCACCGAGACGGGGGGUUCUUGGGGCCGCUUGGGCACAGCCGAGCAGCCCGUGCUUAUAGACUACAGGUGCACGGACGUUUCCGAUUACGAGGAAUCCUUCUCGCCCAAGGUGGAGGCUGCAAACGAGGUCAGUGCUCUCGAAUCCAGCCCCUGCCUUCUGCUCCCCAGCUCCAUCCCCGACUCCCAGCCCUCUGUGGUCUUCUUGCAUUCCCUUCCCGCUCAGGUUCCGUCGGAGCCUGAAACUGGACUGUCGCUGGCUGUCGAAUAUGACUCCAAUCCCGUGUCAAGCCAUCCCCCCGAUCUGGAGUGUGAACUCAUAGGCUUUACGCAACCGGACCCGGAGCCCGAACCCGCAAACGAUGCUCCCGGGUCGGAACUCAAAACUCCCGAGGAUGCUUUCCAUGACAUCCCGCACCCCUCGGAUCACAUGGACUCUCUGUCCACCGCAGAGGAGACCUCGCUGGGAGAAUCGGUGGGUCAGAGCUGCAUUAGUGACUUUUCUACUGUUUCCAGUAAGGACUCUCCCGAACUUCCAGCGGUGGUGGAUCAGUCGCUCAUCUCAUCAGCAGAGUCGGACGAAGUGCGCUCGCAUCCUCUUCAUCAGCAGAGCUUCAAAACGGACCUCAGCGAACCCGAAAGGGAGUCGGAGACGAAAGACCCGGUUCUGUGUUCGACGGAGCCGGGCACGGUGGAGCGCCUGGUGCUCGGGUCCGAGGUUCGAGUCACGCUGGAUCACAUCAUCGACGAUGCGCUCGUAGUGUCGUUUCGCUUAGGCGAGAAGAUCUUCUCCGGGGUACUCAUGGACCUUUCUAAAAGGUUUGGACCUUACGGGAUUCCUAUAACCGUGUUCCCCAAGAGAGAAUAUAAGGACAAACCAGAAUCUAUGCAGCUAAAGACGGAAGCAUUCCAGUCAGAGACAGAAAAGGGUGUCACUCAAGGACCCAGUGAUGCCCCCAUUAAGGACCCUGCGGAUGUUCCGGACGCCCCUCUGAAGGACCCUGCUGAAACUCCUGCAGCCCCCCAGCCCUGUCCUAACCCUCAACCUAACCCAUGGACCUCAAAACCACCUCCUUUGUUUCAGGAGGGGGCCCCUUAUCCACCUCCAUUGUUCAUCAGGGACACCUACAACCAGUCGUUACCUCAGCCUCUACCACGCAAAAUUAAGCGGCCCAAGCGUAGGCUGUAUCGAGAGGAGCCCACUUCUAUAAUGAAUGCCAUCAAGCUCCGACCAAGACAAGUUCUGUGCGAUAAAUGUAAAGGGGCUGUGGUGCAAGGGGACAAGCGUGAGACACGCAGAGGCCCCAUUUCGGACUGCCGAAGUGACGAUGCCAAAAGACGGCGUAACGACAGUGCGACGGCAGCUGCUGGUAAGCGGCCCCGUAGCGAUCCACGUUCGGACGAGAAGGGCCGCGGUACCGACGGGCCCAAACGGCAGGGUUCGGCCGUACGGGUGGCGUCAGCCACCGCCUCUUCUCUGGGUCACAGUCAGGUCAAAGGUGCAGCUGCAGGGAACAAAAUGGUGAAGGGGGUGUCUACUACGACGACGUCCUCGGCCAACUCUCGAGUGCAGCUCAAUGCCAAAAAAGUGCUUCAGAGCAAAAACGUUGACCACUCCAAAGCACGAGAGGUGCUGAAGAUGGCCAAGGCUCAGAGAAGACAGAGAGAGACCGUCACAGGCAGCGGCGGGAACACCAAGGCCAUAACCAGAGCCGCUGCCCUCCAGGAAGCCCACCAAAAGGUCCACUUCACCAGGCGAUUGCAGCAGAUCAGUGGAGGAGGUCCCGGUUCCAACCCCCUGCCACCCCGGAUGCGCAUCAAGCCCCAAAGGUACCGUAAUGAAGAGAACGAUUCUUCCUCAUGUAAGCCGCCUUGCUUGGAGAAAGUGCCGGGAGGGGGCCGUUUACCGCUGCCUAAACCAGCCGUGCCCCGCUGCACCUCCACACGCUCCUCCUCCUCCUCCUGCUCCGCAAGCCAAGCCGCCACAGCUGUAGAGCCCCAGAGGCCAGACAAAGCAUUCGAGUCCCUGCUCAGCCAGGCCCAACCCGAGCCCCUCCCAGCCCCGGAAUACAGGGAACCCCAAGCUGAGCCAGAGGAACAGGAGGGGCGGGAGGAAAAGCGGGAGACGCGUGGGAGCAAGGCUGGCAACCUAGUGGUCUACAUGACCCUUAACCCCAGCCAGCCCGACUCCUCUAGCACCUCCAUGUGCAGCGUUGAUAGCGCAGAUGACUUAAAGUCAUCAAACUCUGAGUGUAGCUCUACCGAAACGUUUGACUUCCCCCCUCCUGGUGAUUUGCGAUCGGCCCCUGCCCCUGGCACAUCCUCCGCUUUUGCCUCUGCCUCUCCCUCUGCUCCUAAGGACGACAAAAAGCGCAGUAAAUCCCUCAAAGCUGCCGUCUUUUCCAAAAACGUCACCAAGUGCGUUGCCCUGGAUGGCAGGACGAUUUGCGUAGGGGACAUUGUUUGGGCCAAAAUCCUCGGCUUCCCUUGGUGGCCCGCCCGCAUCCUAGCCAUCACAGUGAGUCGCAAAGAUAACGGGCUCUUAGUCAGGCAGGAGGCCCGGGUCUCUUGGUUUGGGUCACCCACCACUUCCUUCCUGGCCAUUACUCAACUCGCCCCGUUUCUAGAAAACUUCCAGUCUCGCUUUGACAAGAAGAGAAAGGGCCUGUAUCGUAAAGCCAUCACUGAGGCCGCCAAGGCUGCCAAGCAGCUCACGCCUGAGGUCCGAGCCUUGCUAACUCAGUUCGAGACGUGAGGCGGUGUGCCUCGGUAAGGUAGGCAAAACAGGCGCUCGAGUUGGCCCCUUCUGACACUUCUCAAACUUUGCUGUACCCAGUCAGCUUCCAGAGUUGAAAUCCAGAAAAACGUCAGCCAGGCAACCAGGACUAAUUUAUUUUCGUUGAGAAAGCAAGAGGAAGGGGAUCGAGUAACUGAAAGCAAACGGUUCCCCCGUGUCGAGUAUCUAGUGUUCGCCCCUUCGUACGUCUUGUCAUAUCAUCACACAUCUAUUAUCCUGAAAACAGAUGACAGAGAUUUGUUUCAAAAACAGGUUUUAUGGGUUCCUGAGUGGUAACAAUACUCGUUUGCCUUGAACUUAGUCGUUCUUGGUCAAUGUCUCAAGGUGGGAUUUGUGAGAUUGAAUAGCUUUCGCCUGAAGAGUUAGGCAUAACGGUGGCCCAGUCGACUGCUACUUAGUCUGGAUCCCUAACUUAGCACAGCUAAUGCUUCCUUUCGGAUGAUCUGAGAAGGUGUUACAGGUUUUGCUGCGUUUUCUAUCACUACAGUGUUUCUAGACGUCUUUAUGUCCAAUCUCCCUUACAUGAACUUUUGGAUUUCACCUAGGCCAUUCUCCCAAUUGUUUUCUUUUCUUAUGGAAGUUAGUUGACCCUGUUGGGUAGUGCCUCGCUCAGGUAGAAAAAGGGACUUAUUGGUGCUGAUCUUUCUCAGACGUUCUGAGACGACUAAUCCGAGCGCGGUGAUCUGAGCAGACGGCUGUCGAUCUGGGCGUGGCUCUUGGCCAGCCUUGGCUUUGUGGCCCGUCACGCUGCUGUUACGGGGGGAGGUGCCUGUAAGCCGAAGUCACCUCAAGUGCCACUGUGAGGAGAGCACAGCGACUCUGUAAACGCAGAGAGUACCACCUCAGACACGGAGAAACCUGCCAGCCUAUCUGUGCGUCCUCUUUCCCCACCCCUCGCAGCUACAACAUCUGCUUCCCAAGCUCAUUCCUCCCUAAUCUACUAGCUUCUUUUUCUUUUCCUCCACUUGUUUUGCUCCCUCCUGCCGUUGUCAUAUGUUUGCGUCUUUGCGACUGUUUUUAUAUGUCUGAUUGCUCAGCCAACCCGCUGGCCACCCCGACUUCGUUUUUGCAUGAAUUUGGGCGUGCAUACGUGUUAAAUGAAUUAACAAGCUCUUUUUUUAAUAGCUUCAUAUGUUUAGACAUAUCACAUCAAGAAGCAAACUAUAAGUUUUGAUGUAGCUGCAGUGGAAUGCAAAACUCUUAAUAAAAUGAGUUCCUUUAGGUAACUCGAUGAAAACACUCGUCAACUGUGGCGUCCCACCGCAAGGUGGGACAUUGGAGCACAAGGCAGCAGUUCUCAUAUGUGUGAAUAUGUUCGUCAUAAUUAUGGGCCUCUGGCUGGUUUAGUUGUUCAGUGAUUCCAGUAUUCAUUGUUUCUCAUCUGAAAUGUUUUGCUGAGGAUUAUUGUGUUUUGAAUUUAUUUGUUGUGCCUGAACUUUAUUUUCUGUCAUUUCACUAUUUGCAAAACAGGGCUGAAGGUCUUGUAUGUAAAGUGUUCAAAAUGUAUUCUGCCUGACUGAUCUGAAGAUGAACGGCCUGGAUCUUAUUUCAAUGCUGAGAACCAGUGAUUUUACUUGUGUGGAUGAGCAUUAUUUUUUUUGUUUUUAUUUCUUGUCUGUAAUCAUGGUUAUGUCCUUGCAUUGCAUAUCCAUUAGCACCUGUCCAGUUAUAUUGACACAUCUGAGAAGGGACAUACUGUAAGAUAUCUUGGUCUUUCCACAUGACUUUAGCAGGUAGAGAUCGAAGACUUGAGGAAAACACAAAACAAUGCUUGGUAGACCACACUGACUGACUGACUGAUGGAGGUUUGUGUAAAGGAGUAAAAACGGUAUUUAUUUCGGUGGUUGGCUUUGUUUCAUUUCAGCAUCUUAUUUUUUACUUUUAUUAUUUCUAUCUGUUUGCAGGUCAGAGAAUGCUGUAAAACCAUUGAAAAAACGUAACAGUUGAAGAUAUUGUGUACAUGUUUUCUGAUGUUUUAAGAGUAUAUAAAUAAACUGUGAACUUCAAGAAUUUUA